AUGUUGACAUUAAGACGAAAUAAUCCAUAUAGCGUGGAAAAACUUUCAACGAACAUUUUUUGUAUUCAUGAAAAUGACGAAUGGGAGCAUUCUCCGCUAAUUUAUUUGAUUUUAGGCGAUGAAAAAGCUUUGGUCAUCGAUACGGGUUGUGGUACUGGUGACCUUCAUCAGUAUAUACGCUCAUCAGGAAUAAUGAAUAUUCUAUACUUAAUACUUUAUUAUUUUUCGACGGGAAGUAACUGGAGUUUCUCAGCGUUGGGAAAAUUGGGAUUAUCGCACAAUGUUGAAAGCCUUUGUGCAUCUUCUCGUAAUAAACAGUAUACUGAAUUGCAUAGUGCUGAAUUCGAUUGGCAGGUAAAACCAUAUAAAAUAACGCGUUGGCUAAAUGAUUGCGAGAUGAUAUAUCUCGGAAAGGAAAAUGAGGCGAAAAAUGUGGUGAAAAUUAUACAUACACCAGGACACACGCCUGAUUCAUUAACAAUAUGGUUCGUCGUUCCCGAUAAUCGCUUAUUUAUUGGCGAUUUAUACUAUCAGUUUAACGAUCUGCAAUUAAAGUAUAGCGCAGCCAAAAUUGACUCCGAUGGCGCCUUUCUACCGGAUUUUGAGGAAUAUCAUCGUUUUUUUUUAUUGGUGAUCGCAGGUGUGCAACGCACCUUACCUCUAAAGAAUAACGAAUAUCAUUGCCGACGAUAUGAAUCAAGAGACAAAAAGAUAAAACUUAUCAUAUCCGAACAACUAGCAAUUCAACUCGAUAAAGCAAGAGGAUCUGCUUUAAAUCAAUGA
This is a messenger RNA of Dracunculus medinensis (Guinea worm), 783 nucleotides long. The record is from the annotation of a GenBank genome assembly. Lineage: Eukaryota; Metazoa; Nematoda; Chromadorea; Rhabditida; Dracunculidae.